AUGGCUGAACGGGGGGUAAUCACGACCAAUCGGAUGUCUUACAUCAAGCCCCCAGAAGGACGUUCUCCAUUCCUGUUCAAAGACGAAGAGGAUGAACAUGAUGAGACAAAUCCUGAUGCCAGUGAUCAUGAUUCUGAUUCCAGCCCGGACCUAUGCCAUUUUGAGAUAUACGAUGCCCUUACCCGUAGCAAUUCAGAGCUCGAGGCACGUGCUUCUUGGGAAGAGCUUGAAUCCUUAGCUAUGUCAGAGGGGCCGGGGCCGUCCCGACCAUCGAUGGCCCUAGAUCCGAAAGUGAAAGCUGAAUCAGCUCACGUCGAUCCUGCGGCCCUUUCUGCUUUGAUCAACAUCGUGAAGUCAAAGAUGAAAAAGAUUCUUUUUGGCAAUAGAGACACAUGGCUGGGCAUGCGGAAGGUGGACCAGAUUCUGUUGCAGCUGACAAACCCGGAACAGCUCAGGCUGCAGAAAAAGGCAAAGGGAAAUGGGCCUGAGGAUGUCAAUGUGAGCAAGAGUGCAUGCAGUUCUGAUGAUAGGAGCACCCGGAAGACUGAAGGUGAAACGCCUACCGAGAAUGUAGAGAAGGAGUCGGAAUCUGAGGAGGAUGAGAAACCUGUCAAGAAGGCUAGCAAGAAAGAUGAGAAAGACCGCAAGAAAAAGAAAGAGGAGUCGGAAUCUGAGGAGGAUGAGAAACCUGCCAAGAAGGCUAGCAAGAAAGAUGAGAAAGACCGCAAGAAGAAGGAAAAGGAGGCGGCAUCUGAGGAGGAUGAGAAACCUGUCAAGAAGGCUAGCAAGAAAGAUGAGAAAGACCGCAAGAAAAAGAAAGAGGAGUCGGAACCUGAGGAGGGUGAGAAACCAGACAAGAAGGCACGCAAGAGAGAUCAGAAAGGCAGCAAGAAGAAGGAUCAGGAUUCAGAGGAGGACGAAGACAGUGUGGACAGUGAGAAGGAGGAUGAACAGGAGUCGGAGGAGGAAGACAGAUCUGAGUCUUCGGAGAUUCUCAAGAAGAAGCCAGUUGCUCGAGGCAAAGGCAAGGCCAAGCCAAAGGCAAAAGGAAAGGCUAAGGCCAAGGCAGAUAAGUGUCCCAAACCCAAGACUGUGCCCAAGAAGGCCGCGGCAAAGAAAGACAAAGAGAAAAAGAGUGGGGAGAAGGCCACGUUCGCAAAGCGCUACAGACCCACCUCAAAGCAGAGCCAUGCAAAGUAUGAUAUGGUUCGAGAUGUCUACAAUGUCUCCCUGCGUAAGUACCUCACCAGCCACACCUGGUGCGAGGACACUAUGAGGUUCAACAUGCAAUUCCAUGGUAUACGCAAAAGGUUCACACAUGCAUGA
This is a messenger RNA of Cladocopium goreaui, 1326 nucleotides long. The record is from the annotation of a GenBank genome assembly. NCBI's taxonomy places the organism in Eukaryota, Dinophyceae, Suessiales, Symbiodiniaceae.